GAUUACUCCAUCACAGCGUCGAGCGGGCCGAAGGGCACGAGCACGGGCGCGGCUCAGUUUCUACCUGCACAAGAAAGGUCUGUGCUUGUUAGACAACAACAAUCUGCGCCGCCUGUGGACUACGUUGCAACAUCAUCACUCGCGAGACCCAGGUCUUCUUCGUCAAAUUGCGGCAGCAAUGUCUUCCCAGAAGAGACCUUCAUGGAAAUGUGCAGACUGCCGACGGCUCAUCAAGGGCAACGACAUGUAUUGCCCUGCCUGUGGUCAACAUUGGGAAGAUUGUGCAGAUACAGAGUAUGUGGAUCAAGCUGCGACGGGGCCUCAACGUGCGCAGACUCCGACCCGGCACACCUCCUACCGCAACUACGCUCCAGGAGGCACUCAGUGGGAUGGAUGGCAUUAUCACAAUUCGUCAAGUGCAAGUCCGAGGAGACGGCAACAGAAGCCGAAGUCGCAGAAGCAUCGACAAGGAGAUGGCAAAGGAAACAGCGGCAAAGGCAAGGGCAAGGGCGGCAAGAAUAUGAGCCAUGGAAUGGGACAGGAAGGAAUGGCACCACUUCCACCGCCACCAAUGCCGCCGCCGACAGGCUCUGCAGACUCAUGGAUGCAUUUUGCAACUUCAUUCCCGGAUUCUGGUGGACCAGUACAAGAAGCUCCCAUGAACGCCCCUUCGCUAGCAGAGGCCAAGCUGAAGGAGGUCAUGGGAAUUCUCAAGAAGAACGAGAUGGAGCUUCCUGCAGAGGUAGCUGCAGUCAUGAAGGACACAAAGGCCCACGAAGGCAUGCAGAAGAUCCAGGGAAUGCACGAGGCUGUGGAGAACCUCGGCAAUGCACAGCAGAGACUAGAGCAAGUAUGCUUUGCUCGUGCCCAGAAUCUCGCCUCUUGGCGACAAUUUCUUCACCUCUCUGUCCAGCGCUGGCAGGAAUACACGCAGCGAUUUCAGAGCCAGGAGAAGAACAAUCUCGAACAGAUUGCAAAGGCCAGAGACGAUGUCAAAAAUGCACAGGCAAUCUUCCGCGAGUUGCAGGACCGAGGCGUCAUCACCAUCGAGGCGGAGGACGACCCGGCGAUGAAGGACGACGUGCUCAUGAACAUGGAGAGCUCCAAGAAGAUCGAAGAUGGGCUCACACAUCUCACAACCUCUCUUGGAGAAUUUGCACAACAAGCAGAUCUCGAGCAUGCAGCAGCGGAGGAACAACAAAAGAAGCGACAACGCAAAGAAGAAAGUUUGGAGACCGUUCCCACAGGUUCCAAACCAUUGGUAUCACCAUCUAUGCAGCCUUUUGGUGUGGCUCACAGUGGAUGA
Messenger RNA from Cladocopium goreaui, 1306 nucleotides. Lineage: Eukaryota; Dinophyceae; Suessiales; Symbiodiniaceae. The record is from the annotation of a GenBank genome assembly.